Molecule: messenger RNA, 3222 nt
Organism: Lodderomyces elongisporus
Lineage: Eukaryota; Fungi; Ascomycota; Pichiomycetes; Serinales; Debaryomycetaceae
Gene: SMC5
Product: DNA repair ATPase
Exons: 1
Coding region: 1-3222 (1073 amino acids)
Biological process (GO): double-strand break repair via homologous recombination
Cellular component (GO): nucleus; Smc5-Smc6 complex
Molecular function (GO): single-stranded DNA binding; ATP binding; ATP hydrolysis activity
Source: RefSeq, a predicted model, not a curated record
AUGGAUCAGAUUAUACAGAAUGGAUCAGCAAAACGAAGGCGUACUAGACAGCCAGUGCCAUUUCAGCCAGGGUUUUUAAGGAGCAUCAAAGUAUGGAAUUUCACCACUUAUUCAUAUACGGAGUUUGUCCUCUCGCCCACGCUCAAUAUGAUUAUUGGUCCAAAUGGAAGCGGUAAAUCCACAUUGGUUGCUGCUAUUUGCAUUGGACUUGCUGGGAAAAUCGACCUUAUCAAACGGAAAAACUUGAAAUCAAUAAUCAAGACAGGACAGGAACGUGCAAAGAUUGAAAUCACUAUGGAGAAUUUUUCCGGUCUUCCACCAAUUCGAAUCAAAAGAGACUUUUCGGCUAAAGAAUCCGUAUGGUACUUGGAUGAUAAAAAAUGCACGGAAUCAGCAAUAAAAAAUUUGAGGAAAAAAUUCAACAUUCAAUUGGAUAACCUUUGCCACUUUUUACCACAAGAGAGAGUUGCAGAAUUUGCAGGAUUAUCACCUGAAAAAUUGUUAUUGGAAACUGAGCGAACGUUAAAGGAUGGCCAUUUAUUGUCUUUGCACGAGGAUUUGAUUGAAAAAGACAACAAGAGUCAAGAGUAUGAAAUAAAAAUAGAUCAAUUGAAGUCCAGACUUGAAGUUUUGCAUGGCGAGAGGGAGAAAUUGGAGGAAGAGGCUCGAAAAUUGGAAGCUUACGAUGCAAAAUCGCGCGAAGUUGAAAACCACCGCAUGCUACUUCCAUAUGCCAAAUGGCAUGAUAUCAAAACGAAGCAAGCAGAUUUAAGACAACGGAGAAAUGAAUCUAAAAAGAGGUUGACAUCUUUUGACAAAAAUUUUGUCCCACUAAAGCAAAAUUUGGAAGAGAUUAAGGAGCAAAUGGAGUUGCAACAGACAAAAACUGUGGAACAUACACAAAAACUUGGGGAAAUCAAGAGCAAAAUCGAUGCCAGUAAAGAAGAAAUGCGGAAUGCCAAAGACGAAAUUACUGGUUUGAAACUGAGCUUGGAGUCGUACAAGACGAGAACUGAGCAAAAAAGACGCGAUUUGGAGUUGGCCAAAGUAGAACUCGCAGAGUUACAAGGGAAACUAGAUAAUUCAGAAAGAAUUGAUCAGAAUGAAAUCACUUUGUUAAAUGCACAAUUUGCGGAACGCAAAGCAGUCUUGCGCGAUCGUCAAGAAAAAGUCGAAGAAUUGAAUUUACAGGUUAGGGAUUUAGGUGGAGAGUUGAGUGACUUGAAUAUGAAGCUUGAUCGCAUGCGUAAGAAAUUAGAUGGUAGUGACAAGUUGGAGUUACUAAUGCUGGCAUCAAAUCAUUCUUAUAGGCUUCGUGACGAGUCCUUUAGAGCACAUCUGGAUCUUAGGAAAGUAGCAGAGCUUCAAGGAAAAUACUACGAGGCCCCUGUAAUUUCCUGUAAUGUGACUGACAAGGCAUUGGCUCCAGCAUUGGAAAAGAUUAUCGACAACAAUACAUUGUUUGCAUUCACUGUAACAUCGAAUGAGGGCUAUGCAGCAUUGACACAUUACUCGCAAAAGAGGAAAAGCAACACUCCACUUCGUCAACUUACAGAAGUCCGAAUACCGACAUCAGAACUCACCGGUGAUAAACUUUCAUCACUUGGAUUUGAUGGGUAUUUAAUAGAUUACAUCAAGGGGCCUUCCGCUGUAUUGAGUAUGCUUUGCAAAGUUUCGAAAUUACACAUGAUACCAGUAACUAGGCGGGAGCUUAGUGAAUCACAAUUGAAAAGGUUAACAGACUCUUCAAGCAAUUUCCCUUUCAAGAAAUUCAUAGUUGGCGAUACUUUAUUCACCAUUAUAAAAUCAAGGUAUGGCUCACGUCAGGUUUCGUAUUCCACAGAAAAGAUUCUGAACUCCAAGUAUUUUGCGGUUUCGGGAUUAUCUGAAAGGGAUAAGCAAGUAAUCAACUCACAAAUCGAACAACUUGAACUGGAUAUUUCAUCGAAAAAAAACGGUUACACCGAAAUGAAGACGCAGAUGCAAGUUUUGGAUAGUGAGAUUAGAGACAUCAAAUCUCAAAUGUCGGAGAUCAAGAAUCAUCUGCACAACCUACAAGAGGCAAUCAAUAGUGUUCUCCGCUUAGAAGGAAAAGUCAAAUUAGCUACUGAGAAAGUACAGAGGUUGGAGAGGGAUGCCAACAAGGAUUAUACAAAAAAGAUCAGGUCCUAUGAGCAAAAAAUUGCUAUCAAGUACAAACAAUUUUCUGCAAUUACUGCUGAGCUGAGUAAAUGGUAUUAUAAGCUUUCAGAUCUACUAAUUCAAGAUAAAGUCUCUCAAUUUGAAAAACUUUACUUGAAGAAUAGAGAACAAAGUGCUGUUGCUUUGAUUAAAGAACUCGAGGCAAUUCAAGAAAAGCUUCACCUUGAUUACCGAAAAUUCAAAGCCGAGUAUGAAAAAAUUAAAGAAUCUCCUGAAUACAAGGAAAUACAAGCUAUGAAUGAGAGAACUUCUGAAGAAGUGCGCAAGGUUAUCGCGGAAUUGGCUGAGCCAUAUUUUGAGAAUAAUACAUUUACCGAGGAGACCAUCAGAAGAAAGAUUGAACAUUUGGAAGAUGAGUUAUCGAUCAUGUCAACAGCAGACCGGGGUUCAGAAACUCUUUUACGUGCUAAACUUGCUGAAAUUGAUAGGGCGGAAAUUGAUUUACCGAAAUUUGAAAGCGACAAGUCCAAUUUGGAUGAAAGGAUAAAGACGAUCUCCAGCAGUUGGGAAAGCGAAUUGGAUAAGUUUGUGUAUCAAAUCUCGAUGGCAUUUAGCAAACGAUUUAGUAAAGUAGCAAGCGAUGGACGUGUUGAAUUAGCAAAAUCUGAACGGUUUAAGGAUUGGAAAUUGCAAAUAAUGGUGAAGUUUAGAGAAGAGUCGGAAUUGAAAGUUCUUGAUCAUCAGUCGCAAUCGGGUGGAGAACGAGCAGUGUCCACUAUUUUCUUCAUUAUGGCUUUGCAAGGUUUAUCGGAUGCACCAUUUAGAAUUGUUGAUGAGAUCAAUCAAGGUAUGGAUCCCAAGAACGAGCAAAUGGCUCACCGAUACCUUGUUCAUACUGCUUGUAAGAACAGCAAAUCGCAGUACUUUUUGGUGACGCCAAAGCUUUUGACUGGGUUGUAUUAUCACCCAGAUAUGAUGGUGCACUGUAUUUUCACUGGUCCUUUGAUUGAAGAGAAUAACGAUAACAAUAAUUCCGAAGGAAGUUUUAUGGAUUUUGCAAAUAACCUUAUCUCAGUUUAG